GUUGAGGUGAGUUUGUGUGUGUGUGUGCAUGUGUGUGUGCGUGCAUGUGUGUGUGUGUGUGUGUGUGUGUGUGUGUGUGUGUGUGUGUGUGUGUGUGUGUGUGUGUGUGUGUGUGUGUGCACGCUCAUCCAUGCUGUAAAUGGAUUGCUAAUGAAGAACGUCUCAGGUGAAGCCCCAAAAAGGUAAGAGAGGAAAUAAAGGAGUGAGAGCCAGGUAAAAGGAGAAGGUAAAAAUAGAUGGUGAAAAAAUACAGACCUGAAGGAGGGGCAGAGAUGGAUGGGAGAAGGAAAGGUAUGUGAUAGAAGGAGGCAUCGAGAAAAAAGAUCAUAGGAGAGGAGAAGCUCUGGUAAGAAUUUCAGCACCAAUUAAAGAAAAUAGCAACGGAAUGAAAGAAGGAUUCAGUCGGUGUGCUACUCUUCUGUUAACAUCCAGUAACUCUAUCUGUUAUAUACUGUAAUGACUUCCUAGUGAUACGACACACACACAGACACACACAUCUAAUGAGCACUCGUGGGCUUUUACACAAUACUGGAUCUACUCUGAGUUGUUUGAAGAAGCGCAGAAGAGAUCAGUUUGAAGAAUCUGCUUUGAUCAAGAUCUGUGAACUCUUUUGCACGACAUCGGCCACAGCAGCUAUGCACCUGUUACCUCUUCUGCUCUUCUUGACUAUGACCCUUCAGUUUGGUUUCAUUAUGGGUGGAAGAGCUCAACGCAAACAGAGGCAGGCAGAAGAGAAGUUGAGGCCAUACCUGGGCAGAGUGGAUCCAGAAUCACUGUGUCAGUUGUUAAAAUGUCACAGUCCUAUUGGUUCCUGGUGCCAGGUAGUGGAAGACAGAGGCAUUCUUGUCCCAAAGUGUGUGUGUCCAAAGACUUGUCCUCGGCAGGGGGCACCAGUGUGCAGUGUUUUAGGCAAGAUGUACAGCAAUGAGUGUCUGCUUCACAAGGAGGCCUGUCGUAAAAAACGACGCAUUGGCAAAGCACACACCGGAGCAUGUCUGGUGAGUGCGUCACAGUGCACUGAGGAUGAGAUGGGGCAGUUCCCUUAUCGUCUCCUCGACUGGUUCUUACUUCUCAGCAGAAUGGGAGAGAGAUACACACCGGCUGCUCCAUCACAAAGCUGCCUGACACAUACACAGCGAACCCAGCUCGCACAGACGAGGUUUGAUCUGCUGGAUCGUAACAGGGAUGGCAAGUUAAGCAGGAGAGAUCUGAGGAAGCUCCAUUACAAGCGGAUGCCACUGGAGCACUGCGCACACCGAUUCUUUCAGUCAUGUGACAAAAACAAGAAUAAGAAGGUGACCCUGACAGAAUGGACUUCAUGUCUGGUUAACCGGUCGGAGCGCUGGUUUCAGGAUUUCAUGUCUAUGAAGAUGGGCUCACCAAAGCUGUGUCCUGUCCAAGACAAUAACCUUUGAUUUCAGAUGUUUUUGGGUGACUUCAUGUAUUUCUGAUCCGGACCACUGCUGAAUCUUUCGUCCAAAUAAACGAUUCUUCUAAAGCUUCA
This is a messenger RNA of Paramisgurnus dabryanus, 1504 nucleotides long. NCBI's taxonomy places the organism in Eukaryota, Metazoa, Chordata, Actinopteri, Cypriniformes, Cobitidae. The record is from RefSeq and is a predicted model, not a curated record.